Molecule: messenger RNA, 1629 nt
Organism: Ilyonectria robusta
Lineage: Eukaryota; Fungi; Ascomycota; Sordariomycetes; Hypocreales; Nectriaceae
Product: fungal-specific transcription factor domain-containing protein
Exons: 3
Coding region: 1-1629 (542 amino acids)
Biological process (GO): regulation of DNA-templated transcription; DNA-templated transcription
Cellular component (GO): nucleus
Molecular function (GO): DNA-binding transcription factor activity, RNA polymerase II-specific; zinc ion binding; DNA binding
Source: RefSeq, a predicted model, not a curated record
AUGAAGCACCCUAGAGCAUGUCGCCAAUGCCGAGAGAGCAAGCGGAGAUGCGUCCGCCACAGCCACCAAGUCGGAGAGCCAUGCGAGCCUUGCCAGCGACGAAAGCUAGUGUGUGCCAACUCGCGGACAGUAGGACACUCCCAGUCGCUGCUACCAAAAGCCGACGAGCCGCAGCCACAAGAAGUGAUAGCGGAAUCAACCGCCUCGUCAAAGCCUCCUUGUCCACGCGUGCCGACUCACGUUGCGGUGCGGCUUGUUGACCAUUACUUGGACAAGCUGCACAACCGGCCCCAUAGUCUAUUCCAUCCCGCAAAACUGCGGUUGCAGGUGCGGGACGGCUCGGUCAAUCAGGCGCUGCUGUUGGCCAUCUGCAGCAUGGCUUCGAGGUUUGACGAUGAUGAAGAGAUCCGUUUACUCGAGAACUGUUUGAUGGACGAGUCCAAGCGUAGACUCCUCGCUGAUCUAGAAAACAUUUGCAUCGAAAACAUCCAGACAUGUAUCCUAAUCGCCAAUCUCUAUGCCGCCCAUUUAAAGCCGUCCUCGGAAGCUCUUUUUUUCCGCAUCGCCAUCAGUUUGUUACAGAUUCUGGACUCCGGUGCCUCCCCCGUAGGGACCAAGCUGAUCGAUCUCGAGAUCAAAAGACGAACCUGGUGGACAGUCUUCAUGGCGGAUCGUUGGUCAUCUUCCAGCCUCGGCUUACCACGCCAAAUCGCAGACACUGAGCUUGCGGUCGACCUACCAAUGGAUGAAACCAUCUUCGAGUCCCUGGGUGCCGAGGAAACAAAACUAAAUGUCCCGUGGCAACCAGGCAUUUGGGCUCAUAUGAUUGCACUGGUUCAGAUGUUUGGCCCCAUACAAGAUUUGAAUCGCCGCAGUGUCUACGGAAACAUCACCCUCGAGGAAAUGGAAGCAGGUGUCACCUACCUUUCAAGUCGGCUAGAGAACUGGGAGCAAAUGCUACCAGUCGAUUCCAGAAUGAAUGAGGAGAAUCUGGAACGGCACAUUCAAAGAGGUACUGGCGGAGCAUUCAUCGCGCUUCAUCUCGGAUAUCACCAUUAUGCUACCCUGCUCUACUUUCGGUUUCUCGAGCCCCCGGGGUCAACGUCUCCUCUGGUAGAGAUCUACCACGGAAAGUGCAACUUUCAUGCCCUGUCCUAUAGUCGCCUCGUCAAGCUCGCCCGCCACAAGCAGCGUUGCGAGGUCGUCUACCCUACCGUUGGUCACAUGGCAGUCGUAUCGUCAUCGGUGCUGCUCCACACUCUGUUGUUUGGCGAAGAAAGGGAUCUCCAGAGCGCCCGUGAUGCCCUAAACGCAAACUUUGCCGCCAUUCUGGACCUGCGACGGUACUGGCGGAAUACGGCACCCAUGAUACAUCGGCUUGUCACCUUUCAGAACUUCUGCCUACUUUCCAAUCAUUAUAGGACGCAUAAAUUAGACGGUUGGAUGAUAAGAUUCUUGAUUGAAUAUUCACUACCCUUGGGUGAUAAGGAUAUUGAACCGGUGACACUGGGCCGGGACCUUGACAUUGAUGAGUUCUCGACCCGCACCCAAGUUCUCACCGAACAGGGAAGAUAUACUUCGUUUACGAUCGACGAUGGAUUCUUGGAGGGGUUCGAGUUCGGGUUGUAA